GUACCCCACACACAGUCACACAGUCGCACUCGGUGUGGACCAUAAACCCAAUAUUUGCACAAUUUUCUUUCUCAAUCCCUAAAAUUUCUGAAAUUACUCCUUAAAUUGAAAAGAGUAUAUGCAGCUGGUAGAUUGGAUCGAACGGAGACCUCAGUUUUUUGACACAAAUCAGAGUGUCUGAUAAUGUUUUUUUCUUGAGAUCUGAAAUUCCGGGAAAAAGAAUCAAGUGGGAUUGAGAAGAAUAUCUCCAUUUCGCUUCAAAUUUCAAUUUCUUAGGUUUUCUUGAUUUAGAUCCGGAGGCGAUGAGCUCCGCCGUCAAAUUUCUCUUCGUCUUCGUAUUGUCGUUCGCGUUCUUCGUCGCCUCAUCUCUGGGCAAGUAUCAGGAGGGUGAAGCUGUCACCUUGUGGGUGAACAAGGUUGGACCUUAUAACAAUCCUCAAGAAACCUACAACUAUUACACCCUUCCCUUUUGUCGCCCAAAGGGCAAGGCAACUCAUAAGUGGGGUGGACUCGGUGAGGUCCUCGGAGGAAAUGAGCUUAUCGACAGCCAAAUCGAAAUAAAAUUUAAGAGAGAUGUGGAGAAAACUCCAAUUUGUGAAAUUGAGCUCGAUGCCACAAAGGUCAAACACUUUAAGGAUGCAAUUGAUAACUCCUACUGGUUUGAGUUUUUUAUGGAUGAUUUGCCGUUAUGGGGUUUUGUUGGUGAGGCGCUCCCUGACAGAACCCAUGAUAAUAGACACGUGCUUUUAACACACAAGAAUCUUGUGAUUAACUACAAUGAGAACCAGAUCAUUCACGUAAAUCUUACCCAAGAAAAUGCCCAGCCGCUUGAAGAGGGUAGAGUAUUGGAAAUGACAUACUCUGUUAAAUGGGUUCCAACUAAUACUUCGUUUGCACGCCGUUUUGAUGUCUAUCUGGACUACCCUUUCUUUGAGCACCAGAUUCACUGGUUCUCCGUCUUCAAUUCUUUUAUGAUGGUAAUUUUCCUUACUGGGUUGGUCUCGAUGAUAUUAAUGCGCACUCUCCGGAACGACUAUGCUAAAUAUGCACGGGAAGAUGAUGAUCUGGAGACACUGGAACGGGAUGUAAAUGAAGAAUCUGGUUGGAAACUUGUCCAUGGCGAUGUGUUUAGGCCUACCCAACAUCUAGCUCUACUUUCAGCUGUUGUUGGCACUGGUGCUCAGCUAUCAACACUUGUACUUCUUGUCAUCAUAUUAGCAAUCGUCGGAAUGUUGUACAUAGGGAGAGGAGCAAUUGUCACAACAUUUAUUGUAUGUUACGCAUUUACGUCAUUUAUUGCUGGUUAUGUGAGUGGUGGCAUGUAUUCCCGCCAUGGUGGUAAAAGUUGGAUAAAGUCGAUGAUCCUCACGGCAUCACUUUUCCCCUUCUUGUGUUUUGGCAUUGGUCUGAUAUUGAACACAGUUGCCAUAUUCUAUGGUUCUCUAGCCGCCAUUCCCUUUGGUACCAUGGUCGUUGUUUUUGUCAUAUGGGCAUUCAUUUCUUUUCCUCUCGCACUUCUUGGAACUGUUGUUGGAAGAAACUGGAGUGGUGCUCCAAACAAUCCUUGCCGGGUGAAGACAAUCCCUCGUCCAAUUCCAGAGAAGAAGUGGUAUCUCACACCUUCUAUCAUCUCUCUCAUGGGAGGUCUUCUUCCCUUUGGAAGCAUUUUUAUCGAAAUGUACUUCGUCUUCACUUCCUUCUGGAAUUACAAGGUCUACUAUGUAUACGGCUUCAUGUUGCUUGUGUUUGUGAUCUUGAUCAUUGUCACUGUCUGUGUAACGAUUGUCGGGACAUAUUUCCUGCUGAAUGCCGAGAACUAUCACUGGCAAUGGACUUCGUUCUUCUCCGCUGCAUCCACUGCUCUCUACGUCUUCCUCUACUCUAUAUACUACUACUAUGUCAAGACGAAGAUGUCGGGUUUCUUCCAAACCAGUUUCUACUUCGGGUACACAUUGAUGUUCUGCCUCGGUCUAGGAAUACUAUGCGGUGCUGUCGGCUAUCUGGGCUCGAAUCUGUUUGUCAGGAGAAUCUACAGAAACAUCAAGUGUGACUGAGCUCCGGUUAUUUGCAGUCCUUUUACUUGAUCAUUCCAACGUUAGUUUACGCGAAACCGGAGACCACCACGAAAAUUUAACAGUUGUGAGGAAUUUUUUGCAGCAGGAUCCUGGAACGUUCACUGGGAUAUUUGGAUUUUGACCCUACUACUAUUACAAAAUGUUUGUAGCUUGUAUAAUUUUUGGUGGCAUAGGCCAUUUAUACUCCUCUCCCAUUUCUAUUAAUGUAGACUCUUGUUCAAUGUCAAAGAAUUAUACUUGGGAACCGAGCUAAUCAUUUCAUCAAGAAACUGCAUAUUUUCAUUGAA
Molecule: messenger RNA, 2362 nt
Organism: Salvia miltiorrhiza (redroot sage)
Lineage: Eukaryota; Viridiplantae; Streptophyta; Magnoliopsida; Lamiales; Lamiaceae
Product: transmembrane 9 superfamily member 1
Exons: 12
Coding region: 303-2054 (583 amino acids)
Biological process (GO): protein localization to membrane
Cellular component (GO): membrane
Source: RefSeq, a predicted model, not a curated record